CAAAAAAUCAAACAUAUUAAAUUACAUAAAAUUAAACCAUUACUUUCACUCCUAUCCUAUAUAUAGAUUUCUCUAAACCUUGAAAUGUUCAAAAUCACAACACCCUUUUCCCCUUCACUUUGAAAACACCCCAUUUUCUGACAUUUCCCGACGAAAGGGGGUUAACAUAACCCGCCCCAUCUCUCCUAUUGUCCCCAAAACAUGUCGUCGGAUAAUAAUCAUCAUCGUAAUAGUCCUUCUCAGUAUUUUCAACACUCAUUGGAGCUUAUUGCCGGCGAACUCUCAACAGCCACAGGAGCUUCCCCAACGCUCGGCCAACUACUUAAACACGUUGGUGAUGCAAGGAAAGAAGCCACCGGCGACGAAACUCCUGUCCAUGAAGUCCUCGUCGACGUCACCGAACCGCGCCCCAUACCCUUUGUGCUUUCCUUUAACAACCUUACUUAUAGUGUAAAGGUUCCUCGCAAAAUGGCGUUGCCUGGUUUAUUCAGACGGAGGGGUGGAAGCGCCGCUGCAGAUGCCGCUAUCGUCGGCAACCCACUUGCCGGAGAUAGUUAUUUUACGAGGACCAAGACGUUGCUUAAUGAUAUCUCCGGUGAGGCUCGAGACGGUGAGAUACUCGCUGUGCUUGGAGCGAGUGGUUCAGGUAAGUCGACGCUGAUCGAUGCUUUAGCCAACAGAAUAGCUAAAGGGAGUUUGAAAGGAAACAUUACUUUAAAUGGCGAAGCUUUGGAGUCUCGAAUGUUGAAAGUCAUUUCAGCUUACGUUAUGCAAGAUGAUUUACUUUUCCCAAUGCUUACUGUCGAAGAAACCUUAAUGUUCGCAGCUGAGUUUCGCCUUCCUCGGACUUUGUCGAAAUCUAAGAAGAAAAUGAGAGUUCAAGCCUUGAUCGAUCAAUUAGGCUUAAGAAAUGCAGCCAAAACUGUAAUCGGUGAUGAAGGUCAUCGUGGUGUUUCCGGUGGAGAGCGUCGUCGUGUAUCCAUCGGAAUCGAUAUAAUUCACGACCCCAUUAUUCUUUUCUUGGAUGAGCCUACAUCAGGGCUGGAUUCAACCAGUGCUUUCAUGGUGGUGAAGGUUUUACAGAGGAUAGCUCAGAGUGGAAGCAUUGUUGUAAUGUCAGUUCAUCAGCCAAGUUAUCGUAUUCUCGGAUUGCUUGACCGAUUGAUAUUUUUGUCUCGUGGACAAACAGUUUACAGUGGUUCACCGACGACUCUCCCGCUGUAUUUCUCGGAGUUCGGGUAUCCAAUACCCGAGAACGAGAACAAAACGGAGUUUGCCCUGGACUUAAUCCGAGAACUCGAAGGAUCUCCUGGAGGAACAAAAAGUUUGGUCGAAUUCAACAAGUCAUGGCAAAGCAUGAAGCAUACUAGAGACUCCGAGCCAGAUCGGCUCGGUUUAUCGCUAAAAGAAGCAAUUAGCGCCAGUAUAUCUCGAGGUAAACUCGUCCCAGGUGCUACAAAUGAUGUCAAUUCAACUUCCAUGGUUCCAACAUUUGCAAAUCCAUUUUGGAAAGAAAUGGUGGUAUUGUCAAAUCGAUCCAUCCUAAAUUCAAGACGAAUGCCGGAGUUGUUCGGAAUUCGUUUGGCAGCAGUUCUAGUGACAGGGUUCAUUUUAGCGACAGUAUUUUGGCAACUUGAUAAUUCACCAAAAGGGGUGCAAGAAAGACUAGGGUUUUUUGCAUUCGCAAUGUCGACAACAUAUUACACUUGUGCCGAUGCUCUUCCAGUUUUUCUCCAAGAAAGGUACAUUUUCAUGAGAGAAACUGCUUACAACGCUUACAGGAGAUUAUCAUACGUCAUAUCAAAUGCUUUAGUGACGCUACCGGGCUUGAUUUUGCUCUCGUUUGCUUUCUCCAUGACAACAUUUUGGGCAGUAGGGCUAGACGGCGGAUUAUCAGGAUUCUUAUUCUAUUUCCUAAUUAUGUUUGCUUCGUUUUGGUCCGGAAGUUCAUUCGUGACAUUCCUUUCGGGUGUCGUCCCGCAUGUGAUGUUAGGCUAUACCAUAGUCGUCGCUAUUCUAGCAUAUUUCUUACUCUUUAGCGGCUUCUUCAUCAAUCGUGACAGAAUCCCGGGUUACUGGAUAUGGUUCCAUUACUUAUCCCUUGUGAAAUACCCAUAUGAAGCAGUCUUACAAAAUGAAUUUGAAAACCCAGCAAAGUGCUUCGUGAGAGGGAUUCAAAUAUUUGACAAUUCACCACUUGGAGCAGUCCCUCCCGCCAUGAAAGUGAGAUUACUGCAGUCAUUAAGCAAUACUUUGGGAAUGAGAAUUACAAGCUCAACCUGUAUGACAACGGGAUUGGAUAUUCUGAAGCAAGAAGGGAUUACAGAUUUAAGCAAGUGGAAUUGCUUGUUGAUUACAGUGGCUUGGGGUUUCUUGUUUCGGAUUUUGUUUUACUUCUCUUUGUUAUUGGGAAGCAAAAACAAAAGAUCAUGAAAAACCCGGAUGAUUGUUUUUAACAAGCUUAAGGUUGGGAUUUAGCAGAAAAAUGUUGCUGUAAUUUGUGUGCAUCUUUAUUUUAUUUGAUUUUUACUGUCGGUAAAGCUUAGAUUGAAGUGCAAAACCUUUUCAUAUCUGGAAAAUAAUUCAUUUUCCAUUUCUUAAA
This is a messenger RNA of Gossypium arboreum, 2602 nucleotides long. RefSeq names its product ABC transporter G family member 6-like. NCBI's taxonomy places the organism in Eukaryota, Viridiplantae, Streptophyta, Magnoliopsida, Malvales, Malvaceae. Gene Ontology annotation, molecular function: ATP binding; ATP hydrolysis activity; ABC-type transporter activity. The transcript has a single exon. The record is from RefSeq and is a predicted model, not a curated record. The coding region runs from base 202 to 2433 and encodes 743 amino acids. Gene Ontology annotation, cellular component: membrane.